Molecule: messenger RNA, 4565 nt
Organism: Erpetoichthys calabaricus (reedfish)
Lineage: Eukaryota; Metazoa; Chordata; Cladistia; Polypteriformes; Polypteridae
Gene: hsd17b3
Product: hydroxysteroid (17-beta) dehydrogenase 3
Exons: 11
Coding region: 68-991 (307 amino acids)
Cellular component (GO): endoplasmic reticulum
Molecular function (GO): oxidoreductase activity
Source: RefSeq, a predicted model, not a curated record
CCACAGCAUUCAGUUUUAAAACGCUGUCAGUGAGGCACAGUGAGGUGUGCGUAUUCAGCAGACUCCCAUGGAUCUCUUGCAGCUCACAUUUAUUUCCCUGGGUGCUGUGGUGGUGUUUUGUGCUGCUCUGAAGGUUUAUUAUUUCUUGAAGAUUUUUUCCCCAAAGAUCUGGUGUCCUGUGCCUGAUCUCUUUUUCAUCUCAUUAGGAGAGUGGGCAGUUGUUACAGGAGCAACCGAUGGAAUUGGGAGAGAAUAUGCUUUUGAGCUUGCAAAACGAGGCAUGAACAUUGUCCUCAUCAGCAGAACUCUUGAAAAACUGGAAAGAGUUGCAAACGAAAUUGUUGAAACAACAGGAAGAAAGGUGAAAGUAAUUCAAGCGGACUUUACCAUGAAUGACAUCUAUGAAAAUGUGGAAGAGCAACUUAAAGGCCUUGAAAUUGGAAUUCUGGUUAACAAUGUUGGAAUGCUUAACAGCUACACGCCUUGUCGUUUUCUUGACACUGAAAAUCUGGAUAAGAUUAUCCCUAAAUUGAUCAAUUGCAACAUGACAUCUUUGGUUAUGAUGUCGAAGAUUGUUUUGCCUCAUAUGCUAAAAAGGCAGAAAGGAUUAAUUCUUAAUUUAUCAUCAGGUGUGGGCUUGUUUCCUUGUCCAUAUUAUAACAUCUACUCAGCUUCGAAGGUCUUUGUGGAAAGGUUUUCAAGAGGUCUUCAAGCGGAAUACCACUCGGCAGGUGUUAUUAUUCAGUGUAUUGCCCCAUUUGGAGUUUCAACUGCAAUGACCCACUACCAGCAGAAAAAUGUUGUGACCAAAUCAGCAAAAGACUUUGUAGUUGAAUCACUGGACUUUGUUUUGUUAGGAGAUUAUACUUUUGGAUGCUUCAUUCAUGAAAUUCUGGCAUGGAUAAUAAAGGCAAUUCCCUUAAAGUUAAUACACAGUGACUUCAUUUUGGAUACUUUCCUGGAAUAUUGUAAUAAACGCAUUUCCUCUUGAUUUCUAUGGCUCAUUAUUUAAUGUACAGUAUAUUGCUAGAAGUGCUGAAGAUGGACCCUGAUAUAGAAGCUCCUUUCUUUUUCUCUAUUGUAAUAUUGUGUCAUCUUACAGUAUACAUUAUACCCUUUUUUCAUUUUUGUAUUUGUAUUGUGUACACAUAACUUGUAAAAAUAUUCAGUUCAUACUGUUAAUUCAAAAACUUUUUGUUAUUUAAAUAUACAGUAUUUUGUUUGUAGUCUUUGUAACCCAAUAUGUUUGUUGUAAGAGUGAUAAGGGAGCAUAUGCAUAAAGUCCAAUCACUAGCUGUACAUCCAUUUUCUAAGCAGCUUAUUGUUACAAGGGUCACAGGGCACAGAGAGCAUCAAUGAUAUCAGGGGCCAGGAAGGAAGGAACCAGCCUUGGAUAGGGGCCAGCCAAUCAAAGGGCACAAUCACACACACACACAAACACACACACACUGUUGUUGUCAUUUACAUUCAGGUAGUCAGGGACUGAAAUCAUGAAGCAGGAUCUGCAUUAAAAGGUACACAUAAUCCCCUGUUGUAAGAAUAGAAAGAGUCCAUCCUUUGUCAAUAAAAAUAUGUACAAAGAAGCUUGGAAAGAGCACAUUUGCCUUCAUUUAAAUGUAGGAAUUUGACAAAUGAAAGGACACCUUUCAGUCCAUCAAGCUUGUUUGCUUAGCUUAUAAUGAAGCAGUCCCAAUAUCUCAUCUAGAUGCUUCUUUAAGGCUGCAGUGUUUCAGCUUCUUGGUAGUUUGUUCCACUUUCUACAAGUAAAGAAUUGCUUCCUGUCUUCAGUCCUAAAUGCACUUCAACUUAGUUUCCACUGAUGUCCUGAAGUAUGUGAUUCCAUGUUAAAAAAGAAAAGAAUUCAGCUGCAUCUACUUUGUUAAUGCCUUUGAGAAUUCUGAAGACCCGGAUUAGGUCCCCUUGCACUCUAAUGUGCUCGAGACUAAACAGAUACAACAUGUCCUUAAGUCCAGGGUUGCACUUGGUUGCUCCCCUCUGCACGUUGUAUAUACAGUCCCUGGUUUAUGAUGUCAGAGGAGAAUUUUAAAGCUGAUUGGAUGUAAACAACAGGCCUGGACAGACAAAUUUAAAGUAGUUUCAACAACAACACAAAUCCAGUAAAAUGAGGUCAGCUUUCUGGUGUGUAUUCUGAUGGGCUGCCAGUCAAUCAGAGGACACACUCACGCACAGCCCCAUUAGUGCUGCCAAUUAACCCUACGUGCAUGUGAGUGUGUGCUGCAGCUGGAAUUGGUGUUGUGAGGUAGCCCUCUGCAUCUAUGCUGCCAUUCAACAGAUUUGUAAAAACAAGAAAUCAGAACACAUGCCUGCAAAUGUGAAUUUCUGAAAUAACAUUGCCUUUAUUUUAAAAGACGUAAUGCCCUGUAAAAGAAAUCUUGAUGAGGGCUAAUGCAAUGUUGUUGAAAGAAUUUUGAAUUUUACACAAAUGACUGUGGGCAGCAUGGUGGAGCAGUGACAGCCAGUAAGGAAAUCAGGGUUUGUGUCCCUGGUCGUCCCUGCAUGGGUUUCCUCCUCUAGUCCAAAGACAUGCAGGUUAGGUGAAUUGGCAACGCUAAAUUGGUCGUAGUGUGUGCUUGGGGUGUGGAUGUUUGCCCUGUCCAGAGUUUGUUCCUACCUUGCACUCUGUUCUUGCAAGGAUAGGCACCAGCACGCCUGAGACCCUGGUGAGGAUUAAGCAGGUUAUAAAAUGACAUGACAUGACAAAUAACAAUCAAGUUAUUGUCAAAUUCCUGUAACUUCAUGGAGCUGUGGUAUGCAGGAAUAUUUCAUGCAAAAAUAAAGAAAUACACAAAAAAAUAUGCAAAUAAGUUAAUGUAUUGCGAAAUGUGACAAAAUAUUAUUAAAAACACAAUGAUAUGCAAGUAUAAAUAGUUGUGUCAUAAAACACAUUUUUGCUACUUAUUUCUUUAUGUAUUUGUCUCAAUGACAUGGCACAAAACACAAAAUAAUUCUUGAAAAGAAAACUGUUAUUUUUACCCAUGAAAUUUAAGAGGGUGGGUCCUGUGUUUUGAUGCAUGUAAAUCUUCGGCCAUCAAUAUUUAUAGGCAGGCACUCCAGACUCCUGAGAGAAUGACAAGUUCAUGGCCCCUUGAAUUAACGUAGCUGCCUUGUGCAGUAAUUCUGGCCAACUUUGUCAGGAGGUACAAAUGACAAAGGAAUCACCAGCUCUCUAGCUAAUGUGCUUCUGUUUAAACCUAUGCAUAUGCAUCAUGACAUAUCUUUUAAUAAAAUGUUUAGAUAUAAAUGAGCAAGAAGGGAAGGAACAAGGAGUACAAAUCUGUUCUGCACCACAAAAUAUAUGGAUCAUGUUCUCAGAAAAUAAUCCUUUGUGAUGAAGGCUUGUCUUGGAAGAAUGAAAGCACUCACACACCAUAUGAUACCAGGUUUCGUUAUCUGCGAGCCUUGGCUUCUAAUUCUGAAACUGUUUGGAAUGAAAUCCUGCAGCUGCUGCAGACCUCUGGGAGCAAAGUUAAGUAGCCCUGCUCUAUACUCUGGUGCCCUAUGUCCAUCCAUCCAUCCAUCCUCUUUUGCUUAUCCGAGAUCAGGUCGUGGGGGCAGCAGCUUGAGCAGAGAUGCCCAGACUUCCCUCUCCCUGGCCACUUCUACUAGCUCUUACAGGGGAAACCUGAGGCGUUCCCAUGCCAGCAGAGAGACAUAGUCCCUCCAGCGUGUUCUGGGUCUUCCCCGGGGCCUCCUCCCGGUUAGACGUGCCCAGAACACCUCACCAGGGAGGUGUUCAAGUGGCAUCCUGAUCAGAUGCCCCAGCCACGUCAUCUGACUCCUCUCGAUGCGGAGGAGCAGUGACUCAACUCUGAGCUCCUCCUGGAUGACCAAGCUUCUCACCCUCAUCUUUAAGGGUGCCCUAUGUGUUACAAUAUAAAACUCUUGAACAUGAAGAGAUCUGCUUAAAGGCAGAGAGAGUGAGUGAACAAAACAUACAGUAAGUCAUUCAUAUUUAAAUAAAUACACAUGUUUAAAGAUUAUUAUUUAAUGGUAUUAUUAAAGUGUCUGUGACAUUGUGAAGCAUCUGUUUUUAGCUGGUGAUACUGUAAUUAUUGGAAUACCAGCAAAGUCAUCACUGUGUUGACUAACAAACUACAAAUUCUCUUUUCUGUAUUUCUUUUUAGGCAAAUGCUAAGAAUAAAUGACUUUAAGUUUAUGCAUAAAUUCCUUCAUCAUAUUGUUUUCUAUGUAUAGUUAUUUUCAGUAUUUUACCUUUCAUUUUUAGAAGACCUGGGGCCUCAUACAUAAUGCUGUGCGUAGAACUCACACUAAAACAUGGCCUACUGACAAAAGUGGAAAUGCGCACAGGGUAAGGCUGGAGUGAGAAUGUGUGUGGCGUCACGGAAAGUUUAGUUUCUAUACAUCUCGAAGUGAGCGUGGAAACGGGCGUACGCAACAUUUUUGUGCAUGCGCACUGUUUAUACAUGAGGCUCCUGGUUAUAUAUCAUUGAAAUGCACAAUGCCUUCUGCAUAUUUGCUUCUUGUCGUUUUUUACCAAUGAUACGCAUUCAAUGGCUAUUUAAAUAAAUCUUUGAUUAUUUUCA